AUGAAGAUCGAAAUCGUUGUCGACCCACGGCCGGCUUCACUGGUUUCUCGUGUCGCACCUGCCCCCGCUGCCGCCCAACCCGCGAGGACUGCCACCACCGCUCGAGGAAGACCCCGGAGAGGACGUGGAGGUGCCCGGAAGGCAGAGAGGACGCCUAAGACGGCUGCAGACCUUGAUGCUGAGAUGGAGGAUUACACCGCGACCAACGCACCCGCUGCAGCUACCUAA
Laccaria bicolor S238N-H82 is the source of this 228-nucleotide messenger RNA. RefSeq lists its product as uncharacterized. NCBI's taxonomy places the organism in Eukaryota, Fungi, Basidiomycota, Agaricomycetes, Agaricales, Hydnangiaceae. The transcript has 3 exons. The record is from RefSeq and is a predicted model, not a curated record. The coding region runs from base 1 to 228 and encodes 75 amino acids.